This is a messenger RNA of Lytechinus variegatus (green sea urchin), 2570 nucleotides long. RefSeq names its product lengsin-like. The transcript is spliced from 3 exons. The coding region runs from base 166 to 1512 and encodes 448 amino acids. Gene Ontology annotation, molecular function: glutamine synthetase activity. Gene Ontology annotation, cellular component: membrane; cytoplasm. The record is from RefSeq and is a predicted model, not a curated record. NCBI's taxonomy places the organism in Eukaryota, Metazoa, Echinodermata, Echinoidea, Temnopleuroida, Toxopneustidae.
UUAAUCGUACGCAGGGUUUCAGGUCAUAUCCUUUCUCAGGUUGUAUUGUUCAGUCAUGCAGCAUAGAUGACCUGUUCAAUCGAGCACUCUGGUUAAAAGCAAGGAGACAUUGGUGUCUUUUGAAAAUUAUCAGCAUAUAGUGACAUAUCAUUCCCCGUAUCAGGAAUGGAUCUGAAUAAGAUCCUUGAGAUAAUCAAAGAGGAAAAUCUUUUGGCAAUUCGCUUCGAGCAGACUGACACCAAUGGAAUUGCAAGGUCCAAGCUUGUUCUGGCUAGACAUUUUAAGGAGAAGGCUACUAAGGGGCUUAACUUUGCUCUGUGCCACCUAGCGUUUGAUGUUCAGCUAAAUGUACUUGCACUGAAUACUGGUUAUGCAGAGGAAAUAGGUUUUGCUGAUGCUGUCAUGUUUCCUAUCUUUGAAUCCUUUCAAAUUCUUCCGUGGUUGAAACGCACAGGUCGAAUCCUGAUCGAGCCAACUUGGAAAGGUUCCGAAGUAGAGGGUCAUCCAAGAGUUGUAGCUCGCAGACAGUUGGAGAAACUGAGGCAACUCGGUAUAUCUCUCUACUCAGCUCAUGAACAUGAAUUCUACGUGGUAGAUAAAGAAACAAAAAAGCCACUCAACGAAGAUAAAAACGCACAUUCUGCGAUUCGAGAUACACCAUACUAUAAUCUUCUAAACAAGUUCAUGGAAUAUCUUCCUAAGGUUGGUGUAGAUGUUGAGCAUGUCGAGAAUGAGUACGGGCCUGGUCAACUCGAAAUCUCUUACAAACCCUCUUUUGGAAUAAGUGCUGCUGAUAAUGCCCACACCUACAAGACAUCUAUCAAAGAAAUUGCCAUUCUAAAUGGAUAUAUGGCAUCUUUCAUGUCUAAGCCAUAUCCUAACAAAUCUGGUUCAUCCAGUCAUUUUAAUCAUUCUCUUUGGGAUAUCAAUGAGAAAGUUCCACUCCUUUACGAUGCAAACGAUCCAUUGUCUCUUUCUGAAACAGCCCAACACUGGAUCGCUGGCAUCUUAGCUCAUGCUCCUGCCAUCGAAGUUCUUAUGGCUCCAACCGCCAAUUGUCUCACCAGGGUCACCCCACACACAUUUUCCCCAAUCAACGCUACCUGGGGCUUCGACAACCGUACGUGUGAUAUCCGUGUAAAAAUCAACGGUCCAGAAGGAACGUACAUUGAACAUCGCGCUGGAGCCGCUGGAUGCAACCCAUACCUAUCUCUGGCUGCAACAGUUGCAGCUGGGAUUGAUGGCAUUGUCAACAAUCUCAAAUUGCCACCACAGGUCACUGGUGAUGCCUGUGAAGAAGCCGAAAUUCCUCCAAAAACAGCCAACCUCCCAACAAACAUGGAGGACGCCCUCACUGCUUUGACCAACGAUGAAACAAUCUGUGAUGCUCUUGGUAAAGAUUUCAUCAAAUGCUUCACAGCGGUGAAAAUGUGCGAAGCUAAGCAGGCGAGGGAAGCUGAAGCUAGAGGCGACACUGACUGGGCCUUCAAUUUCUAUUUUGAAUAUCUGUAGGUUACCUAUUAAUCAGAAGGCUAAAGCUAGCUACCGAAAAAGAUUUGACCUUCAGCUCCUUUAUGAUAAUAAUGUAGCAGAGUCAUCGUUAGGAAAUAUAUAGGGGGGGGGGUAGAUUUUCCGACAAACUUCUUGACGGUGCUGACAAUCAUGACAUUGCUCAUUCUCACCCCUCGCAUGCACCUUUAAGAAAUUAAGUUCAGAUAUCAAUAUGUAAUUGGAUCGUUUUUGUUCUGUGUCACUCUCUUUUCUGAUUUUGUGUGUGUAUGUUUAACGAACAAGCUGUAGAACCGAGCGAGCCCAAAUUUCCAACAUAAUACAUAUUUAUAGUGAUUGGUGAGGUUAAUGUCACGUAAUUGACUUCUUUAUGAAUUGUAUACAGUCUGAAAAACGCAUUCUCAUGUAGAUUUAUUGAAGUGAGCAAUGCGAAUAGGAAGUAUUAUAUUAGUCAAAUGCGGCAAAAUCUGAUACUCAAAAUGAUUUUAUCAGAUACCCUCGUUUAUUUGAAAAUCUUAUGACAUCUUGCUUGUUACAUCUUUAUUUUUCCUGAUUUUACAAGUAAGUGUGUCAUUCUAGGAAAAAAAAUAUGUAGGGCCUUAAUCGGGGGGGGGGGGGCACUUCCAUUGACGAGUGGAUAUCACGCGCGACCAAAGAAACACACAAAAUUAAAGAGUGGGCACGUUAGGUACGUAACGGGUUUAUAUUCAUAUGUGUUUACGGUCCAAUUUGCGAGGGUAUAAAAGCACUGAAAUGGUAUAGAAAGGAUGUACUUUUUGCUCUAAAACUGCGACGCAACGUACGUGAUUUUAUUUGUUUUACCUGUAAGUAACUAAGUCGUGAAAUCUCUUGAAGUGAUUAUAACUUGACAUUUCAUCCCAUCUUCAUGCAAUCAAAUUAAUUGCAAACUUACUCAUCACUCCAUAAUUGUUCGUUUAUUUGCAUCUCUGCACAAAUGUAACUCAAAUGUGCAUAUACACAUGAUUGCUCAGCUGUAUAAACCGCUGUUCAGGGGGUCAAAUUAACGGAAUGCUUGUCAAGGAUAUAAGUAUAACGUUUUG